CAAGACUUUGCUGCCAAGUGAAUGCAGACGUGGCUGUGCCCAAGCUUUGGAGAGCUCCAUUGUAUUUCCAUUUGACGGAUCAAUGAAGAAGCAGGGUUUUCACAGCCACAGCUGUGACCAAAGGCAGCCCACUGCCCUGGAGGCGCGCGCUCCGCUUGCUCGGGAACCCUCUCCAGACGUCCACUCAGUCCACUCGGGGUGAACGUGAUGCCAGCACCCCGGUGUGCCCCGUGAUGACGCCGGCCUAAUUACCCCUCUGGCCCGGGCAAAGAUGCUGGCCAACUCAACAGCCAACAUCAAUGCCACCGAAGAGCCUGUUCUGUGUCCAGACUACCGGCCCACGCACCGCGUGCACAUGGUGGUCUACAGCCUGGUGCUGGCCGCCGGGCUCCCCCUCAACGCGCUGGCCCUCUGGGUCUUCCUGCGCAGACUGCGCGUGCACUCCGUGGUGAGCGUGUACAUGUGCAACCUGGCGGCCAGCGACCUGCUCUUCACCCUCUCGCUGCCCGUGCGCCUCUCCUACUAUGCCCUGCACCACUGGCCCUUCCCGGACCUGCUGUGCCAGACGGCGGGCGCCAUCUUCCAGAUGAACAUGUACGGCAGCUGCAUUUUCCUCGCGCUCAUCAACGUGGACCGCUACGCCGCCAUCGUGCACCCGCUGCGGCUGCGCCACCUGCGGCGGACCCGCGUGGCGCGGUGCCUGUGCCUGGGCGUGUGGGCGCUCAUCCUGGUGUUCGCCGUGCCCGCCGCCAACGUGCACAGGCCCUCGCGCUGCAGGUACCGCGACGGGGAGGUGCGCCUGUGCUUUGAGAGCUUCGGCAACGACCUGUGGCAGGGCCGGCUGCUGCCGCUCGUGCUGCUGGCCGAGGCCCUGGGCUUCCUGCUGCCGCUCGUGGCCAUGGUCUACUCCUCGGGCCGGGUCUUCUGGACGCUGGCGAGGCCCGACGCCACCCGGAGCCAGCGGCGCCGCAAGACCGUGCGGCUCCUCCUGGCCAACCUGGUCAUCUUCCUGCUGUGCUUCCUGCCCUACAACGCCACGCUGGCCAUCUACGGGCUGCUGCGCGGCCAGCUGGUGGUGGCGAGCGAGGCGGCCCGCGACCAGGUGCGCCAGGUGCUGAUGGUGAUGGUCCUGCUGGCCAGCGCCAACUGUGUGCUGGACCCGCUGGUCUACUACUUCAGCGCCGAGGGCUUCCGCAACACCUUGCGCGGCGUCAGCACGCCACUGCGAACCACGACCUUGCCCACGAACGGGACUCGAGAGAUGCUAACCGAACGGUUGGCUGGCACCACCCACUGCACCGACGCAAAUGCCUCCAGCCAGGGGCUGCUAAGACCCGCCUCCCUCCGGCCUCCCAUCACUCAGUGCCCCCAAGAUUCGGCCCUCUGAUCGCUCAGGGCCCAACCGAGGGAACCAUCAGCCCUCCCUCCCCGCUUUCUGUCUCACAGUGAGCUCCUCGUGGAAGUCGGGUGGGGUGGGACACCAGGGCUCACGGAUGGCGAUCCCAGCUCCUAAGUGCAGAAGGGAAAGAGUGGCAGUUAGGGGCACAGGGCAGGAGGUGUGCUGGUGGGAAUUCUUGACGUCGGUCGUGGUGUUAGGAACCCGGAGCCGAGCCGUCCUCUUCCUUGGUGGUGAAAAGGAUGCAGGCAGCCUGCCCUCCCUCGCCGAGGCGCGAUUGCGUGAGGGGGUUUCCUUGGGGCAGGGGCUGGCUGAUGGGAGGGAAAACCAAUACCCUGGAUUUCCUGGACCCAUCACACCGAGGAGUAGAAGCUGAAGAACCUCAGACGAGUAGAAGCUGAAGAACCUCAGACCUGGGUGGACAAGCCACCGAGUUCAACUGCUGACUUCUCUGUGGAGCUUGGAGCUGCGAAGUCCUUCCCUCUCAUCUCCACCUGGGCAGCCUCAGCUCAGCAUUGAGGUGUAAUAAAGAUGGGGGGGAAGAGCUUA
Echinops telfairi (small Madagascar hedgehog) is the source of this 1945-nucleotide messenger RNA. RefSeq names its product lysophosphatidic acid receptor 5 (gene LPAR5). Gene Ontology annotation, cellular component: membrane. The record is from RefSeq and is a predicted model, not a curated record. The transcript has 2 exons. Gene Ontology annotation, molecular function: G protein-coupled receptor activity. The coding region runs from base 272 to 1387 and encodes 371 amino acids. Lineage: Eukaryota; Metazoa; Chordata; Mammalia; Afrosoricida; Tenrecidae. Gene Ontology annotation, biological process: behavioral response to pain; G protein-coupled receptor signaling pathway.